CAAGGCUUGAACGCACAGAUUUGACUGAACUAGAAGCUUCAUUCCUCUGUAAGUGAUUCGGUUCAUCCUGACUUCUCAGCAAGUGUCCAGCGGAUCCGUAGCAUGACCAACUUCAGUUUCUCUGGCUCCUCCAACCAUAGCUCAGCUUAUGGGAGCCCCCGUAGGCCAGUCACAGUCUUUAGCGUGCUGACCUUCACCCUGCUGGCCAUGUUGGUGGUGGCCACGUUCGUGUGGAACAUGUUGGUUCUGGUCACCAUCCUUCGGGUCCGCACAUUCCACCGCGUCCCACACAACCUGGUGGCCUCAAUGGCCAUUUCAGACGUGAUGGUGGCCGCUUUGGUCAUGCCGUUGAGCCUGGUCCAUGAACUGAACGGCCGGCGAUGGAAGCUGGGCAGGGUCCUGUGCCACGUUUGGAUCUCCUUCGACGUUUUAUGCUGCACGGCCAGCAUCUGGAACGUGACAGCCAUCGCACUGGACCGCUAUUGGUCCAUCACCCGGCACCUGGAGUAUACCCUGAAGGCCCGGAAAAAGAUCUCCAACGUAAUGAUCGGAUUAACGUGGCUGCUCUCUUCGGUCAUCUCCUUGUCUCCUCUGUUUGGCUGGGGUGAGACGUAUUCAGAGGAGGGCAUGGAGUGCCAGGUGAGCCAGGAGCCGUCCUACACCAUCUUCUCCACCUUCGGGGCCUUCUACCUGCCACUCUGCGUGGUGCUCUUCGUCUACUGGAAGAUUUAUAAAGCAGCCAAGUUUCGUAUUGGGUCCAAGAAGACCAACACCAUCACACCAGUAGCUGAAGCUGUUGAGGUGAAGGAGGCGUCCCGGCAGCAGCCUCAGAUGGCGUUUACGGUGCGGCACGCAACAGUAACGUUCCAGACGGAUGGAGAGACUUGGCGGGAGCAAAAGGAACGGCGGGCAGCACUGAUGGUGGGAAUCCUCAUCGGCGUCUUCGUCCUCUGCUGGAUCCCUUUCUUCCUGACCGAGCUGGUCACUCCACUCUUCUCCUGCCACGUCCCGCCCGUAUGGAAGAGUGUUUUCCUCUGGCUCGGCUACUCCAACUCCUUCUUUAACCCACUCAUCUACACGGCCUUCAACAAGAACUACAACAACGCCUUCAAGAACCUCUUCUCCAGACAACGCUGACAGCAAAGAGAGGCUUUCUGAACUUCUCUGAAUUAGAGAAGUCCUGAUCUAGUCCGAAACACUGGCAUCAGAGCCUAUUUUAAAGGACCAGUAUCAUGGAAAACAGAUUAUCCUUCACCUUCGUUUAAAAUAAAAGACAUUGAUGUGGUUUGUUAACAUUGUGAAAGUGUUAAAAACAUAGUGUUCACAUAUAUGAAAUCUACACCGUUCUGAAUUCAUUGUUUUGUGAUGUCAUAAAAGCACCACAUGGACACCCAUUCAGCCUACAGCAGUUUAGCUUGCCUAUGUCCACAUUAUACAAUUAAGCAAUAGAACACAAGGGAGUGUGUUAUGGUGGAAUAACGUCACUGUGAUCUUUUGGCCGUAGAUCAUCCCAGCUGUGAUGUUACUGGUGAUAACUCACUCCUCGAGUGCUCUACUGCUUUAAUACAGCAGUUAAAUAA
Pygocentrus nattereri (red-bellied piranha) is the source of this 1580-nucleotide messenger RNA. It is a transcript of the gene htr5aa, whose product is annotated as 5-hydroxytryptamine (serotonin) receptor 5A, genome duplicate a. Gene Ontology annotation, cellular component: plasma membrane. Gene Ontology annotation, molecular function: G protein-coupled serotonin receptor activity. Gene Ontology annotation, biological process: adenylate cyclase-activating adrenergic receptor signaling pathway. Lineage: Eukaryota; Metazoa; Chordata; Actinopteri; Characiformes; Serrasalmidae. The transcript is spliced from 3 exons. Bases 103 to 1137 code for a protein of 344 amino acids. The record is from RefSeq and is a predicted model, not a curated record.